Molecule: messenger RNA, 969 nt
Organism: Fraxinus pennsylvanica
Lineage: Eukaryota; Viridiplantae; Streptophyta; Magnoliopsida; Lamiales; Oleaceae
Source: the annotation of a GenBank genome assembly
AUGGCUGAUUUUACGACAUCUACUCACAGAUCAAAAUGGAUAUUCACUCCUCAAGAUCUUAAAGAAAAAUAUAAGGCUGCUAAUCAAAGAGCUAAGCAAGCACUGGAGAAGUAUGGAGCAACUCGAAUGGAAGUCGACAUUGAUGGUUCAUUCUCUUAUGCCGAACCUCACAAUGAUUAUGCUGAGAAGCAUUCUCGUCCAAAACCACUGAAGACUGAGGAAGAAAAACUUCUCCGGGCUUUCUACGAGUUCAAAAUCCAAGAUGUAUGUGAUGCCUUCAAGUUCCCACGCAAAAUUCAGGCAACAGCUCUUAUUUAUUUUAAAAGGUUUUAUCUGCAAUGGUCUGUGAUGGAACAUCACCCAAAGAACAUCAUGUUAACCUGCAUAUAUGCUGCUUGUAAGGCAGAAGAGAACCACGUAUCAGCUGAGGAGCUUGGUAAAGGGAUUGAGCAGGAUCAUCAGAUGAUCCUCGAUAAUGAAAUGCUGGUUCUUCAGAGUCUAGGAUUUGAUCUUAUUGUUUAUGCACCAUAUCGUGCACUUGAAGGCUUUGUCAAUGAUGUGGAGGAGUUCUAUGGAGAAAGAGACGAGCAAUCUGAGAUGAUUAAGGAUUUGCAUGAAUCUGCAAAGGUGGAAGUAGAUAGAAUUAUGCGUACAGAAGCACCCCUUCUAUUCCCCCCUGGGCAGCUGGCAUUGACAGCUUUACGGAGGUCUUGUGAUGUGCAUAAAUUUAUUGACUUUGAGAGAUACCUGAAAAGCAUGCUAUCGAGGCAGAAUCCUGCUUAUCCCAUUUCAGAGUUCUACAUUUCCUUGAAUGCCAUCAAUACUAUGAUAAAUAAGUUGGAGACGCCUACUUCCAAAGAUGUAAAGCAUAUCGAUAGGAAACUCAAAUCAUGUUUGGAUCCGAGUUCACAUGACAAGAGUAAAAAACGAAAGCACAGAUCUAAAGAGGGUUCAAAUGAAAUGCAGUGA